Entrophospora sp. SA101 is the source of this 132-nucleotide messenger RNA. The record is from the annotation of a GenBank genome assembly. NCBI's taxonomy places the organism in Eukaryota, Fungi, Glomeromycota, Glomeromycetes, Entrophosporales, Entrophosporaceae.
AUGCGUAAAUGGUGGAUGGGACAUCAAAUUUUCACUGAUUCCUCAAAAUUCAGAAUGGAGAUAGUAACUGAAGAAACAAAUAUGGAUAACUGUCAAUUGAGAGAAACGUUUGAAAUUUUUAUUUCUCAAUAG